GGCGCAAACCGACAGCCGCUUCCGGGCUCGAGUGUUGGGCUUCGCCGCGGGAGAAGAAGCCCGUGGAGGGGGGCGUCCCAGAGUGGCGAUGGCUACCUACAGCCUGGCGAACGAGAGGCUCCGCGCCCUGGAGGACAUCGAACGGGAAAUCGGCGCCAUUCUCCAGAAUGCAGGCACCGUCAUCCUGGAACUGUCCAAGGAAAAAACCAACGAGCGGCUCCUGGACCGGCAGGCGGCGGCCUUCACGGCGUCGGUGCAGCACGUUGAGGCCGAGCUGUCGGCCCAGAUCCGCUACCUCACCCAGGUGGCCACAGGGCAGCCCCAUGAGGGCUCCAGCUACUCUUCGAGGAAGGACUGUCAGAUGGCCCUGAAGCGAGUGGACUACACUCGCCUCAAGCUCAGCGAUGUGGCCCGAACCUGUGAGCAGAUGCUGGAAAACUAGGCCAACCAGGUGCACGACACAAAAGUGCUGACAAGCUCAGACAGAGUGAGACACCCAGUGCGUUUCCUCAAACACUCCGUGUCCCUACCCCAGGCUUCUGCAGACUGGACCAGUGAAGACACAUUCUUCUUCAUUGAAAGAGACAAAAGAACAACUAGGGGUUUUAAUAAUAAAAACAACAGCAAUGAAAGCAAGGA
Messenger RNA from Ailuropoda melanoleuca (giant panda), 639 nucleotides. It is a transcript of the gene MED11, whose product is annotated as mediator complex subunit 11. Gene Ontology annotation, molecular function: transcription coregulator activity. Bases 89 to 442 code for a protein of 117 amino acids. The record is from RefSeq and is a predicted model, not a curated record. The transcript has 4 exons. Gene Ontology annotation, biological process: regulation of transcription by RNA polymerase II. NCBI's taxonomy places the organism in Eukaryota, Metazoa, Chordata, Mammalia, Carnivora, Ursidae. Gene Ontology annotation, cellular component: mediator complex.